Messenger RNA from Raphanus sativus (radish), 1545 nucleotides. RefSeq names its product auxin-responsive protein IAA18. The transcript is spliced from 5 exons. Gene Ontology annotation, cellular component: nucleus. NCBI's taxonomy places the organism in Eukaryota, Viridiplantae, Streptophyta, Magnoliopsida, Brassicales, Brassicaceae. Gene Ontology annotation, molecular function: protein binding. The coding region runs from base 540 to 1337 and encodes 265 amino acids. The record is from RefSeq and is a predicted model, not a curated record. Gene Ontology annotation, biological process: regulation of DNA-templated transcription.
UUACUUUUUAAUAGUAGUAAAUAUAUUUACUGUUUUCUUUCUUCGUCUCUUGUUUAUUAACGUUGUGGUUUGAUCCCUUUUGCUUUUCUUCUGGUUUAAUCACUGUCACUCCUUCCGUAUAAUUCUGACUGCUUCUGUUCCCUCUUUUCGCCGUAUUCCCAAAAAUCUCCCCCCUUUUUGAGAAUCUACAUAGAGAGAGCAUAAAGUGAAGUAGGGGAAGACAAGAACCCACCAAAAAGUUUACAUUUUUUUUUUUGAAACUUGGCUUAAAAAGUUUACAUUUUUUUAUUUACAAAAACCGAAGCUUUGAUUUGUAUAAAAGACCCACUACUCCACCUCUCUAGCUUCUCACUCCAUUUCAUCUCUUCUCUCUCUCCUCUGUUUCAAAGGGUUUUGAGAGUUGCAGAAAAGACCAGAAAAUUUUUCAUUUUGACAAUUAUCAAGAUAUUGGUUGCUUCAGACAGAUAUUUUGUUCCUUUGCAUGAACAAGUUGUAGACAACUCUUAGCUUGUCUAAAUCUAUUUAUUUCGGUUAAACUUAUGGAGGGUUGUUCAAGAAACGGUGAAAUAUCCCCAAAGCUGCUCCAUUUGAUUCCGCAAGGGAGAAGAAACUGGUUUCUUGCUGACAAAAGCUCUGUUUCCAAUACCGAAGAGAAGAAACUUGAGCUAAAGCUUGGACCACCUGGUGAAGAUGAGGACGAAGACAAAUCUAUCCUCUCUCUCGCUCGCAACCACCACUUCUCUCCUUCCAUCACCACCAACAAACCCACAUCUCAGAAAAGAACUGCUCCUAGUCCAGUGGUGGGUUGGCCUCCGGUUAGAUCAUUCAGGAAGAAUUUAUCAAAUGGAAGCUCUUCAAAGCUUGGAAAAGACUCCACCUCCAAUGGUGUUGUCCUCAAGAACCAAAAGUAUGAUAAUGAUAGCGGCCGAGAGAAGACAAUGGAACCAAAGAGGCGAGGAGGCUUGUUCGUGAAGAUCAACAUGUAUGGUGUUCCCAUUGGUCGUAAAGUCGAUCUCAGUGCGCACAAUAGCUAUGAGCAGUUAUCUCUCACGGUGGACAAGCUCUUUAGAGGUCUUCGUGCAGCUCAAAGAGAAUCAUUAUUAUCAUUUGGAGAAGAAGAGAAACCAAUCACUGGAUUAUUGGAUGGGAAUGGAGAAUAUUCUCUUACUUAUGAGGACAAUGAAGGAGACAAGAUGCUUGUAGGAGAUGUCCCAUGGCAGAUGUUUGUAUCUUCGGUGAAGAGGCUGCGUGUGAUCAAAACCUCUGAGAUUUCUUCAGCAUUAACAUUUUUGCAGAUGGAAGAUGAGAAGCUGAAGAAUGGAACUUUUACAGCUUAAAGAAGGAGAGAUGUUAUUGUUUUGCUUUUGCCUUUUUAACUCUGAUGUUCUUUGAAAAGUGUUUCUAAUUCAAGUCUUAUGUACAUUCUGGUUUGGUACAUGUUCUUUUGACUUGUGAAAAUGUUAUAGAUGAGUUUAAUGGAACUCAAUCAGACAGUGAAAAAGAUGAAUUUUUGAUCUUGGAAUAUAUUACAUAUUCUUUUAGUCA